Candidula unifasciata is the source of this 1177-nucleotide messenger RNA. The record is from the annotation of a GenBank genome assembly. NCBI's taxonomy places the organism in Eukaryota, Metazoa, Mollusca, Gastropoda, Stylommatophora, Geomitridae.
AUGUUGUUUCCGUUUGCUGUAGAUGUCACCUUUACCCCAGAACAGAACAGUGUGGAUUCAGAAUUCAAAGGCCCUGUGAAUGUCUACUAUGUCAACGCUGGAUGUUUGGAGGCUGUUCUGGACUGCUGUUCUGAGCAUACUUUCAGUGGACAUCCUCUGUCAAUCAAGUACACAAGAAAGAAACAAGAGCCUAAAGCUAAACCAGAUCCUGAAGCCAAGCGGGUAGGCAUUUCUGAGACAGAGAGGAGGAGCUCCAUUCAUGAUAAAAAUGGAGACAAUGGUUCUAAAACUGACAAAGAUGAUAAUUCAACAGCCUCAUUGAGCACAGGUGCAAACAUCAAUGUGGAUGAGGACAUCUCAAACAUGACCAGAGAUGUCUGCUCAGGCAUGAUGGAGUCUCUGAAUAAACUGCGCCAGCUGGGCACUGACAAUCCAAAUGUGAUGAAAAUACUUGAGAUGCAGAAUGAGCUCUUAAAGCUUCAGCAGACAUUGUCAAAAGAGCAGUCACAGCCAGCAACGACUGUAGAAGAUCCAUGGACAGUAACAGCUGCAGACAAUGUAGCUGGCAAGCAGAUCAAACAAAGUCAGAGUGAGCAGGAACAGGAAAAGAAGUUGCCCAAAGAGCAGAAGAAAAAACCAGAGAAAGAAUCCAGAACUGAGAAGCAAAGGAAAGAGAUGGAAGAUUUGCAAAGGAUGAUUGAUGAAGCAGAAGAAGCAAAGAGACAGAAAGAAGAGAGAGCCAAAAGACAGUUAGAAGUGGAGAUGCAGAAGAUUAAAGAAUCAGAGGAGAAGAGGAAAUCUGGUUGGGCCAGGAGAAUGAUUGAAGAUGCCAAACAAAGUCCAGAAUAUGUCACUGGGGAGAAUGCACCAUCAAAAGAGGAGAUACAGCGCAUGUUCAAACUGAUAGAGACCAGACGCAAAGAGGUUGGAGAAACCAAAAAGGUAGAAGAAACCAAAGGACUUGAGACAUUUAAAUUAGAGCAAGCAGGGGGAAAUGCAGGACGGCCCGAGGAAAUAUUGAAGAAAAUGGGAUUGGAUUACUUGGAUGCUCAGUCCUCUCAGAUGCUCGAUCAUGCUCAGUUUGAUGCUGCUGUCCAAGAAAAGGUUACAGGCAGUGAUAUGCAGGCCACAUCAGAGGAGUCGCAGAUAAACACAGAAGAAAUUGUAAGUAUACAUU